This is a messenger RNA of Diabrotica balteata, 648 nucleotides long. Lineage: Eukaryota; Metazoa; Arthropoda; Insecta; Coleoptera; Chrysomelidae. The record is from the annotation of a GenBank genome assembly.
AUGAUCCUACUAGAAACACCAGAAGCCAGCAACAUUAGUGAACCAGGUCCUUCUGGUUUGCAGAAGUUUGUAAGUCCGCAAGAUAUUCAACCUGAUAUGAUCCUACUAGAAACACCAGAAGCCAGCAACAUUAGUGAACCAGGUCCUUCUGGUUUGCAGAAGUUUGUAAGUCCACAAGAUAUUGAACCUGAUAUGAUCCUACUAGAAACACCAGAAGUCAUCAACAUUAAUGAAACAGGUUCUUCUGGUUUGCAGAAGUUUGUAAGUCCGCAAGUUAUUGAACCUGCUAUCCUACUAAAAGCACCAGAAGCAAGCAACAUCACUGAAUCAGGUCCUUCUGGUUUGCAGAAGUUUGUAAGUCCGCAAGAUAUUGAACCUGAUAUGAUCCUACUAGAAACACCAGAAGCCAGCAACAUUAGUGAACCAGGUCCUUUUGGUUUGCAGAAGUUUGUAAGUCCGCAAGAUAUUGAACCUGAUAUGAUCCUACUAGAAACACCAGAAGUCAUCACCAUUAAUGAACAAGGUCCUUCUGGUUUGCAAAAGUUUGUAAGUCUGCAAGUUAUUGAACCUGUUAUCCUACCAAAAGCACCAGAAGCAAGCAACAUCAGUGAACCAGGCCCUUCUGGUUUGCAGAAGUUUGAAACAUAA